Molecule: messenger RNA, 913 nt
Organism: Capsella rubella
Lineage: Eukaryota; Viridiplantae; Streptophyta; Magnoliopsida; Brassicales; Brassicaceae
Product: ethylene-responsive transcription factor RAP2-1
Exons: 1
Coding region: 132-602 (156 amino acids)
Biological process (GO): regulation of DNA-templated transcription
Molecular function (GO): DNA binding; DNA-binding transcription factor activity
Source: RefSeq, a predicted model, not a curated record
UACGAGGUUACUUGGCAAUUUCUAAUACUUACUUAUAAGCAACCGUAUCUUUAAGUAUUCAAUAUUGUCACACCAUACUUUAUAUAAAACAAAACUUCCACUACCCACAAAACUUUCGUCUUCUUUAAUCAAUGGAACGAGAACGAGAACGAGAACAAGAAGAGUCUACGAUGCGUAAGAGAAGACAACAACAUCAACCACACCAAGAAAUAGCUAAGAGGAAACCAUAUAGAGGGAUAAGGAUGAGGAAGUGGGGCAAGUGGGUAGCUGAGAUUCGUGAACCUAACAAACGUUCACGUCUUUGGCUCGGCUCUUACACAACCGACGUCGCGGCCGCUAGAGCCUACGACGUCGCGGUGUUUUAUCUACGUGGCCCUUCUGCAAGACUCAACUUCCCUGAUCUUCUCUUACAAGAAGAGGACCACCGAUCAGCUGCUUCUGCCGACAUGCCCGCCGCUCUUAUAAGGGAGAAGGCGGCUGAGGUUGGUGCUAGAGUUGAUGCUCUUCUCACUUCUGCUUCUAAGUCACCGUUGACGACGGCUGAUGAGUCAUCUUUGUCGGUAAUAAAACCUGAUUUGAAUCAAGUACCCGGAGAUGUAUAAUUACAAUCAUACACAACAUAUAUGUAGUUUGUGUUUUUUUUUUUGUUUGUGUUAGAAGAUUACAUUUACAUACACGAUACACAGAAAAAUACAUGAAGAUAUAGAUAUAUGCAUAAAUAAUUGUAACAACAAAUUGUUAUAGACUCUUUAUUAGUUGCCCGGAGACAAAACCGGCUAAGAGCAAGUCCAUGAGAAGAGUGAGUUUUAUAGUUCAAGAUGUAAUAUUAAUUCUUAGGUAAUUUUGUUUUUAAGUAUUUGUAAUUCUUGUCAUCUUCCUAUUUUAUUAAUUUUGAUAUUAUAUGCUUGAUGUG